This is a messenger RNA of Telopea speciosissima, 1415 nucleotides long. Its product is annotated as quinone oxidoreductase-like. Gene Ontology annotation, molecular function: quinone reductase (NADPH) activity. NCBI's taxonomy places the organism in Eukaryota, Viridiplantae, Streptophyta, Magnoliopsida, Proteales, Proteaceae. Gene Ontology annotation, biological process: cellular response to oxidative stress. The record is from RefSeq and is a predicted model, not a curated record. Bases 4 to 1191 code for a protein of 395 amino acids. Gene Ontology annotation, cellular component: cytosol; cytoplasm. The transcript is spliced from 5 exons.
UUAAUGGGAGUUUCUAGACUAGCCCAAGUCCGAGGGAGACACUUACCACAAAACACUUUCCUCUCAGGGCGUUGCCAUAGCCAUGGAACGUCAGCAUUCCUUUCACGACUGCUGAUCAACAAGAGCAACCAGAAGGAUCAAGUCCUUCCAUUUUUCACAACUAGACCCGUCGUUAGAGCACUUGCAACUCAAGCAUCAACGAUGGUGAAGGUGAUCAGAGUUCAUGAGCUCGGUGGACCAGAGGUCCUGAGGUGGGAGGAUGUAGAAAUAGGAGAGCCAAAGGAGGGUGAGAUCCGUGUGAAGAACAAGGCAAUUGGACUCAACUUUAUUGAUGUGUAUUUCCGAAAAGGAGUUUACAAAGCUCCUACUAUGCCCUUCACUCCAGGCAUGGAGGCUGUUGGAGUGGUGACCGCUGUUGGCCCUGGAUUAACUGGCAGGAAAGUUGGGGAUGUCGUUGCUUAUGCUGGUAGACCAAUGGGUGCAUACAGUGAAGAACAGAUCCUUCCUGCCAAUGUAGUGGUGCCUGUCCCACCUUCUAUAGAGCCUAUGCUUGCAGCAUCUGUCUUGCUUAAGGGAAUGACAGCUCAGUUCCUUCUCCGCAGGUGUUUCAAGGUUGAAUCUGGACACACGGUCCUUGUUCAUGCAGCUGCUGGUGGAGUUGGUUCUCUGCUCUGCCAAUGGGCUAAUGCACUGGGUGCCACUGUUAUUGGAACUGUGUCAAAUGAAGAAAAGGCAGCUCAAGCGAAGGAAGAUGGAUGCCACCAUGUCAUAAUUUACAACAAAGAGGAUUUUGUUGAAGCUGUCAAGAACAUAACAUCAGGAGAAGGAGUCCAUGUUGUCUAUGAUUCUGUGGGAAAAGAUACAUUCCAGGGAUCAUUGGCAUGUUUAAGGACUCGGGGUUACAUGGUGAACUUUGGGCAGUCAUCGGGUAUACCAGAUCCAGUUCCAUUGCCUGCUCUUGGAGCAAAAUCCUUGUUCUUGACGAGGCCCUCACUCAUGCAGUACACUGAAACCAGGGAUGAAUUGCUGAAAAGCGCUGGGGAGGUCUUUGCAAACGUGGAUUCAGGUGUCCUACGUGUUCGUGUCAAUCACAAAUACCCGUUGGCGCAAGCGGCGCAGGCCCAUGCAGACCUUGAGAGCCGGAAGACAUCUGGUUCUGUAGUGUUGAUACCAGAUGGUGGAGAGUUGUAAAUCACACAAAUACAAACACUUUUAGGUUGUUGCUAUUAUAUGAAACCCGUGUGCUUUUAUAUGAAAUUGGGGUUUGAGUCUGGUUUGCAGCCAACUGCCAUUGCAAAUACUGAAUUUCCUUUUUAAUCGUAGAAGACAGGAUUUUGGCAAAUCUCUUAAAUUUUCUGAAACUUCUAUAGAUACCUGAACAGAUGCAAUCUGAUUAGGUGAUUAAAUUUUCUGAA